This is a messenger RNA of Micromonas pusilla CCMP1545, 234 nucleotides long. RefSeq lists its product as uncharacterized. The transcript has a single exon. Bases 1 to 234 code for a protein of 77 amino acids. The record is from RefSeq and is a predicted model, not a curated record. NCBI's taxonomy places the organism in Eukaryota, Viridiplantae, Chlorophyta, Mamiellophyceae, Mamiellales, Mamiellaceae.
AUGGAGGUGGCAGCGCCAAAACCGGGUCUCUCGCUCGCCGCUCCGGCAGAGCAUCGAGGGGCGGUCGGUCGCACCAUGCCGACCGACCGUGUUUUACAUGCCGGAGAAUUGUAUCGGCAGCGAAUCGACGGAGAUACUUUAAUCGCGAUAUUUCCGCGCUUAAUCGGAAGACAGGCUGUCCGUCCGCGCCGUGACCCGACAGUUCGCGCGCACGUUAAUCGGACAGCGCGAUGA